Messenger RNA from Belonocnema kinseyi, 2303 nucleotides. RefSeq names its product receptor-type tyrosine-protein kinase FLT3-like. Gene Ontology annotation, biological process: protein phosphorylation; multicellular organism development; positive regulation of kinase activity. Gene Ontology annotation, molecular function: ATP binding; transmembrane receptor protein tyrosine kinase activity. Gene Ontology annotation, cellular component: signaling receptor complex. NCBI's taxonomy places the organism in Eukaryota, Metazoa, Arthropoda, Insecta, Hymenoptera, Cynipidae. Bases 107 to 2287 code for a protein of 726 amino acids. The transcript is spliced from 9 exons. The record is from RefSeq and is a predicted model, not a curated record.
CUUUUUUCAUGUGGACACUUCUUUGUUGUAUUAAUUAUUUUUUAAUUUAUUAAUAUUAUUUAAUCGCACAGUGAAAAUAUUACUUAGUUGAAAACAAUGAAAUGAAAUGUUAUUAAAGAAUAAAUAUAACAAUUGGACCUGGAAGACUGCUUAUCUGAUUUUUGUAUUCAGUGCAGUUCGUGUUUAUUGUUCAAAAAGUCAAAACACCACUCUUGCAGUUGGAAUUAUCCGGAAUUUAACUGUUUCAAUUUUUCAAGAUAAUGUAGUGAAAAAUAAAAUUGGAGGAUUGAAAUUUAAUAUUUCUUGGCUACCACCUGCAAAUGGCAUGCCACCUUCUUCAUACAGUAUAUUAGUCUCAUCGAUUUUUAAUGAAGAGGCCGAAAAUAAAACAUCCUGUCAGAAAGCAUCUCUUUAUCACACAACACGAGAUGGAAACGAAUUUCAAGUUCUACUUCCCAAAAGCAAACUUUUGCCUGAAGCUUCUGAACUCAAUAUACAAUUGAAUUGUACUUACAAAAUUAUAGUUUGUGCUAAUCCUAGAACAAAUUCUGCAUUGCAAACAUCUACGAAAAUAUAUACCGUACCAGAGUGCGUUGGUCAAACAUGCAUUUGCAAAAAUUCACAAAAAUUCCUUCCUGUACCCAAAAUUGAAACUGAGUUUUUAUCAAAUGGGGACAUUUUAAUAAAGUGGAGAUCCAAUUCCAGUGAUUAUGGAAUUCAUGCUCACAGAAUCAGUAUCAGCUCACCGCUUCUGGUAUCAAAAAAUGGUCUGCCUGUUUACAACAAAACGAAAAUAAUAACUCUACCAUUCGAAAAUUCUUCAUUCUUGUGGAAAAAGGAAGCAAAUUUAAAUUAUCAAAAUUCAAUCAAGGGAUCAGUAAUAAUAUUGAUAAAUGCAGAAGACAUUCGAGGUUGUCAGGGAAAUGAAGGAUAUUUGGAAAUAGAAUUUCCUAACAAAGACUCGAUCCAGAGAGGAAAUAUAACUGUGCUCGUUGGAUUAAUUGUUACCUGCAUUCUUCUUAUUAUUACUUUGGGUUUUCUUUGCCUUCGAUCUCGAAAAGCAUAUAAUGCUAUUUUAUUUGAUAAUAAAAUACCUCGAAGCAGGAGGAUCGAGCUGGUCUUACGGAAUCGUAAUAUUUUGUAUGUAGAACAAGAAACUGAGGAUGCUAAUGAGAAUGUUGAUCAUGAAAAAUACGAAAUGAGUUAUAAUCAUGUAAAAAUAAAGGAGGAAUUGGGCACAGGACAAUUUGGAAGAGUGUAUCUUGCAACUCUAGAAGGAAGAGAAACUCUUAUAGCCGUAAAAAUGUAUUUUGCUGAUCAAACUGAUAAAAGUGAAGCUAGAAAAAAAUUAUUAGAGGAAAUAGAGACGAUAAAAUCAGCUGGAUCACAUCCUCAUCUAGUUGGUCUCGUUGGUCAUUGCACCUCUCUAAAAAAUCCCCUCUGUUUAAUUCUUGAAUAUGCUGAAGGAGGAGAUCUGCUCUCUUAUUUACAAUCUUUAAGGGAAAAUUCAAAUAUAUUAGAAGUUAAAAGUUCCAUUUCAUCCAAUCCAAGGCCCAACAUUACUGACAAAACCCUCACUUCUGGAAAUCAAACACAUCCAUUUUUCUUAAAAGAAAAUAAUUGGAAUGCAUUUAGUUACAUUGGUACAUACACGAACGUUGGAAGUAAUAAAAAACCGAAAGGUGAAAGCAAGACUAUAAAUAAAAAUUUAGAUAGAAGUCAGUUUUUGUGUUUUGCUUUUCAAAUUGCCCUGGGGAUGGAACAUUUGGAAAGAAAGAAGAUUAUUCAUGGAGAUCUUGCAGCACGGAACAUCUUGAUUGAUUCUAAUCGUAAUUUGAAGAUAUCAGACUUUGGACUUUCCCGAAAUAGUGUAUACGUUAUGGGAAAUGGAAUAGAAGGAAUUCGUCGACUUCCUAUUAGAUGGAUGCCACCGGAAGCUCUUGAGAAUAGAGCUUUUUCAUCAAAAAGUGAUGUCUGGUCUUUUUCUAUUGUUUUGUGGGAAAUGGGAACAUUAGGGAUGUUUCCAUAUCUAAAUAUGCAGGAUGAUGAGCUUUUAAGAUAUAUACUAAGCAAUAAAGGACGUUUACCAAAACCUGAAAGAAUAGAUUCCGAUAUUUACAACAUAAUGGAUAUCUGCUGGGCUUUUAAACCAGAACAUAGACCCACUUUUUCAGAACUUGUUUCGUGGUUCAAUUGUUUGGGAGAACCUUGCUGUUUAACUGAUAAAAAUUCAGGAAGAAGCAAUCCUUGUUAUUUACACAUACCUUACUGCAAUAGGAAUUUAUGAAGCUGAUAUGAUAAUA